This is a messenger RNA of Columba livia (rock pigeon), 5971 nucleotides long. It is a transcript of the gene NIPAL3, whose product is annotated as NIPA like domain containing 3. The transcript has 13 exons. Gene Ontology annotation, biological process: magnesium ion transport. Gene Ontology annotation, molecular function: magnesium ion transmembrane transporter activity. Gene Ontology annotation, cellular component: membrane. Bases 890 to 2116 code for a protein of 408 amino acids. The record is from RefSeq and is a predicted model, not a curated record. Lineage: Eukaryota; Metazoa; Chordata; Aves; Columbiformes; Columbidae.
GGGAGGCAGCACACUGCACGCUGGGAAUGGCGGGUACCUGACCGGGUGAGGCAGCGCUCUGCGCGCGGGGUUGACCCCCUCGCCCAGGUGGGGAGGCCUGUACCUGCCGGUACCUGCCGGUGCGUCUCGGCGCGUUCCAACCCUCGGCGGCACCGGCGGUUGAGGUAACGCGUACACUUGGUUGCCGAGACAACGGCUGACCCAGCUCUCCUCCAAUCAGUGCGCCUGUUACUUUGAGCCCUCCGGCAGGUGCCCAAUCACAGACGAACUCUCAGAGCCGCUCUGCGCGCAGCUGGGCAUGCACAGGGUCUUUCCAACAUUCGUUGCUCGGGGUUGCUGCUGCUCCUUGAGGUUUUUGGUGAAAGGAGCCAUCGUGGCGUGCGGGGACUUCAGACCGGUUUGCUGUGUGCGGUGCUUUCCAGACACUGGUAAUGAGUCUGGCUCUAAGGAAUGUAGCCUCCAAAUGCUGCUCACAGCGAUUACACUGACGUGACCUCUGUUUGCAAGAAGAGCAGCACUGUCAUCCCUGGCACGUGGGGAAGGCGUGACUAAUGCUGCAUCCUGAACAUAAACCAGAGUGUCACCUUGGAAGAAUACAACAUUGCUGCCCCACUGACUCGCUGGAGAUAUCGGCUUAUCUACACUUUCUGCCCAUGGUACCUACCCUAUCUCGAUGUAGCCUGCCCAGAGAACAAAAGCAGCAGACAAACUACAGAGAUUUUUUUUGUACAUCACUGAACUAAUUGUUGCUUGUUCAAGAAAACAGGAUGGAUGGGAAAAAGUGGUACCAACUUACAGAUAAGGCGGUUCCAGCAGGGUCCAAGUUUCUUCUUUGAAAAGAAGUUCCAGCAUCAAAGAGGCUGAAAAGCAAACACUCUGAUCAACCAAAAUGGAAGGAGGCAACAGUCCAAAUCUGCAACUUCAGCAACUCCCAUUGGCCACAGCAGCAGUUUCUGUGCAGCCACACACUGACUCCUUUUCUUACAAGGAGAACUUGAUUGGUGCAUUACUAGCUAUUUUUGGACAUCUUGUUACCAGUAUUGCACUUAACCUCCAGAAAUACAGCCACAUCCGGCUGGCGGGUUCCAAAGACCCCCGAGCCUACUUCAAAACCAAGACAUGGUGGUGUGGACUGUUUCUGCUGGUGCUGGGAGAACUGGGAGUGUUUUCCUCUUAUGCCUUUGCUCCUCUUUCACUGAUUGUGCCCCUCAGUGCAGUGUCUGUUAUAGCUAGUGCAAUCAUAGGAAUUAUAUUUAUUAAAGAAAAAUGGAAGCCCAAGGAUUUUUUGAGGCGCUAUGUUUUGUCCUUUGUAGGCUGUGGUUUGGCAAUUGUUGGAACUUAUCUGCUGAUAACUUUUGGACCUAAUAGUCAUGAGAAGAUGACAGGAGAAAAUAUCACUAGGCAUUUAGUGAGCUGGCCAUUUCUGUUGUAUAUGCUUGUGGAAAUCGUCAUAUUCUGCCUGCUACUAUAUUUCUACAAGGAGAAAAAUGCAAACUACAUUGUAGUUAUUCUUCUGCUGGUCGCUUUGCUAGGUUCCAUGACGGUCGUGACGGUGAAGGCUGUCGCAGGCAUGAUUGUUGUCUCGAUACAAGGAAACCUGCAACUCGACUACCCUAUAUUUUAUAUCAUGUUGGUGUGCAUGAUUGCUACAGCCAUCUUUCAAGCAACAUUUUUAGCUCAAGCCUCACAGCUGUAUGACUCAUCGCAGAUCGCCAGCAUCGGCUAUAUCCUGUCCACAACAGCAGCAAUCACAGCAGGAGCAACCUUUUACUUGGACUUCACCGGUGAAGAUGUUCUCCAUAUAUGUAUGUUUGCACUUGGGUGCCUCAUAGCCUUUCUAGGUGUCUUCCUGAUCACAAGGAAUAGGAAGAAAUCUGUACCGUUUGAACCUUACAUCUCAAUGGAUGCUAUGCCAGGCAUGCAGAACAUGCACGAUAAAGGGAUUGCAGUUCAGCCUGACCUCAAAGCUUCUUUUUCCUACGGUGCCCUAGAGAACAAUGACAACAUGCCGGAAAUUUAUACUCCAGCUACGUUGCCGAUCGUGCAGGAGCAACAUGGUUCCAAAGGAGUUUCUGUUCCACCCUACCGAGUGCUGGAGCACAGCAAAAAGGAGUGAGUGACCUUUAAGGAACUGAUUUGAAUCCGCAGCAUUAUGACGUUUAUUUAUUUACCCAUUAAAAUAUAAGCAAGUGUAAAGCCAACCUUUAUGUAGUUUAAAGCCUGUCUCAAACUUAAUGCCCAAGUCUGAUUAUUGAAAUAAACAAUUCUAGUUGUGAAGUUGAAAGCAUUCGUCUUAGCAAGAAGUAAAUCGCGGUUCUCCAUUGAAGGCCGCUGUCUGGAAGUGUGAAGUGGUGAGUGCAGCCUCACGGCUGUACGAGAGCAAUGACAUGGUAGAGCUGUGGGAAGAGAAGUGACGGUGCAGUUUUUAGUCCUGCUGGGAGUGUGUUUAUCUCCAAAUAGAAGUUUUCAGGAGUUGCUCACAGAGACAGGAGGGCAGGAUUUAAGCUUCAUAUAUAAAGACUGUGACUAAUUUCCAGAAAAGCUGUAAAUCCUCAUGUUUCCGGCGUGACCACUAAACUACCUUAACAUGGCAAUAAAAUGUAAUUGUUUUCAAGCACGAAUACUGCAACUUACUGUGUCUUUAGAGCAGCGUAUUUGGUUAGAGUAAGCAAGCUGCUUUAAUCCUUCAACACAUGAAUCUUGGGCACUUCCUGUAUAAUUAUUCUCUGACUAGUAUCGAACAUAUGCAUGGGGUACGUGAAUUGUUUUUACAGCACCGCUGGAUUAUAUGGCAGCUUAGAACAAAGAUUACUUGCCAGUUUUCUGGCUUCAUAAGAGAAGCUUCCAGUUGGAUGAAAUGCUGCAGAGGGAACACUGGGAAGUAUGAGAACAAGAAGUAGGAAUAGUAAUGUGACCGGUUCUCCAUGACUUUUUUUUUUUCUGGUUGAGGCAGGAUUUCCAACUUUAUUUAGUGGUUUUAAACGUGUUGACAUUCCUUAGUAAAAAAGCUCAGUCUAGGUGUUGUAGGCUGGGGUGUGCCCCCCAUUUUUUUAUUUAAAAAAAAAAGGCAAAAAAAGAUACUAGUCUGAUAUUGUGAAUGACCUGAGUAGUGUGCACAGUCCAGCACUUGGUGAUGACUGUAAGAAUAAUGGAGCAUUGUGUACUCAUGAUAUUUAUCUUUCCAGCUUCUAAGAGAUGGCUAGAAGCUGAUACGAAGGGAGAAUAGACACGAGGGGGGGGAACUUUCAAGAGCAAAGGACAAAGUACCACAUUUACUGGCAUACGCAAGUUACACUGGCACUUUGAUAUCAUCAUCUCCUCUAAAAGCUGCUGUUUUGGUGUGUCUUGGACUGUAUGCUUAGUGGAGCGUCUCCAGGACCUUAGAAGACUUUAUUUGAAAUGAAUAGUGCUUGUGUUCCAUGCAUUUUAAGUGGUUAUUCUGGGGCUUGGGAGGAUUUGGGAUUUGACAGUGGCUUUUUGCAUUUUUUUUAAUUGACUCAUGGCCAGUUUCUGUUCCCAGCACCAAAAAUUCCCAAGAACUCCACUGACUUGUAUAUAAUUAUUCCAGAUUCUUGCUAUUGUAUAUGACAACAGAGCUGUUCUUUUGCAUAUGUUUGCCUUGCCAGCUAUAAAUACUAACUCAAUCUGGAAAUACUUGAGAUUGCUUUAGCAUUUUUGUGCAGCGUGGAAAAAUUAUAACCUUCCCCCCUGCGAAGAGUAGAUGCCUUGUGGCUGUACGUGCACCUAUACGUGAAGUUUCUUCACCAACUUGGCGUGUCUGACAAUUCAGAUCUUAUCAGUGGCAUCCUGGACACUACGGCUUAUGAAACCUCAAGAAAUAACAGCUUUUCUUUUACCCUCGAAACUUUUUGUGCCUAAGUAAGAUAACAAUGUUAAUGGGCUAAUACUGCCAGAACAUUAAUCUUCUUAGAGUUGCAGUCACACUGAUUUACUACCUUUGGCUUUGUAUCCCUGGUAAUCAAUUGUUUGUGAAUUUAUGUGCAGCUUUUGUUCAUUAACAAUACAAACCCAAGUAGUACAGGGGAGGCUGAAUGGGAAGGGUACAAGAAUGCUGGGUUUUCUUAUCACUUCCCUUUUAAUCAAUGAGGCAGUAGCUCUUUUGACCUAUUAGUUCUGAAACCACAGAAACAUACCGUUUUAAAACAAGCCGUGCUAAACCAUGCAUAGCUCCAAACUCUACUUCUUACAUGGUAAUAUUAUCUGUGUUUCAUUAUUACAGAUGUUGCUGUGGUACAAAAUAAUCAGAGGCACCUAAAUGUUUUGCUAUUGACUUGUACUAUUAUGUGUAACAGAAUGCAGUUUUCUCAGUUCUUAGUUUUUUGGUACUAUUUAAUAACUGCAGUUGACUGGUGUGCAGACUUUGGAGCCAGUAAAUGGCUCGUUAGGUUUUUCUCCUAAUCAUGGGACUUGGCAUCGUGAGAAACAGUGUGUUUUGCCAGGGGGGACAGAGCUACUCUGAUGCUGAGCCCCUGCUUGGCCUUCUCUUUUGUGGUCUGCUCCCCUCUGCCAGAGAGCCCUUGGUUGUCAGCACGUGGGCAUCUUCUGCUCUGAGUGACAUUUCCUCCAGCUUUACUAUUUUUGUGCUGUUUUGGCCCUUUUCUUUCAAAGAUUCUAAAGGCAACAGUCUUCCUCUAAAGCUUUAUAUAACCACACUUUAUUUAUGCAGUUUGUGUGUUUAAAUAAUUCUACUUAAUAAUGACAGUUCCCUUUACCUGCAGCAAGACUUGAUUUUGGAAACUUCUUGACAAAGGACUCCAAGGGAGGUGAUGUCCGUUUCUACAGCACAUAAAUCACAAUAUUUUAGAUUGCUCCAUUGUGCUACGCCAGUAGUGCCUGAGGUGUUUCUUGGGCUCUGGGCCUCUGCUCAGUGCACUGAUGAUGUACGGGCUGCAUUUUUGCUGGUCUGUUAGCCGCUGUACACACGGCAGUAGGAUGGCCAUGCUGCACCUCACUCCUGCUUGCUGCCUGUGUUCAAUACUUGAAUUUUAAAAUGUGGUGGUGUUUUGUAUUUUAUGCACUUCCCCUUUCCUUGCUCUUUUUCCCAAGCUUCUGAAAUAUUUUAUUUUCUGCACAGUCUUACAGCUGACAUCUCUGUUGUUGAGAGGGCAUGAACAGGGCCCCUAAAAGCCUAACAUCUGUUGAAACUUGACUGAAGGACUUUGUGCUCUAACAGCUGGAGGGGAUAGCUCAGGAUUAAAAUAAACUCCUUACCUCCCUUCUAGUUCAGAGCUUAAAAGCUGAAAGACAAAGCAAUUUGUACCCUCAAGUCUAUACUUUUUAGAGAAUAUUUGUUAGUCUGAGGUGACAAUAGCCAUGCCCGGGAUUGCAGCAAACAUUUACAGCUAAACAGAACAUGAAGGUUUAAAGGAGAGGAGCCUCAUGCCACAUUCUGGUCCUUCUUGCAGCAUGAAAAAGAAUCUGUGGGUGUACAGCACUCUUUAACACGUGUAUGUCAAAAGUUCUGUUUAUCCAGGGCACUGCAAACAGCAGAGUGCACUUAGAUUUCCACACGUGCGAUGUUUUUCAGCAUCAAGAGCUGAAGUGUCCACAGAGAUCAACUGACUGCUGUCUCCUUUACUAAACUGGUAGAAUAGCUCCUUGACUCUCCAUCUCUUAACUUCUUUAUCAAAUGUGAACUGACAUCUCUUGCCUCCACCCUGUGUGGCUUUUUGAUGCACCAGAGCACUUAAUUUGUUCUCAGUGUAUAUCAUACAUGUAACUUAAUGCUGUGGAAUACAGCUCCUGUGUUGGCUGAAUGUAUAAAAUGAUCUGCUUACAAUGGUCUCUUGUUCACAUUAAAAUGUGUCGAUAAAUAAGGCUUUACGGUAUUGGACUAUAAGGAGAACUGCUUUAUUUUUUAUAAGCAAUGUUGCAUGUCUGUCUAAUUCUAUUUGUCCUUUAGGUGAGACCAUUGGAAAUGAAACUUAAUAAAAGAUUGUGGUAAAACCUA